This is a messenger RNA of Salvelinus sp. IW2-2015, 2641 nucleotides long. RefSeq lists its product as uncharacterized. The record is from RefSeq and is a predicted model, not a curated record. Lineage: Eukaryota; Metazoa; Chordata; Actinopteri; Salmoniformes; Salmonidae.
UCCAGCCUCCCAGCCCAAGCCCUACCCGGAUAAUACCUGUAAAACACUCACUAGGACACAGCAUACGCACAGCAAGAAAGCAGCAAGAACAGAUCUACUUCAUAAAUAACCAGCAAGAAAGCAGCAAGAACAGAUCUACUUCAUAAAUAAGGUGUAACCAUGGCUAACAUUAAAACAUUAAAUGAAAUUGGACACCUCAACUCGUCUGGCUUUGGUAGGCCUUGGCCCAGGCAUGGGCUUUACCUGCUCCACUGGUUCUCCCAUAACUACGUCAUAUUCGACAACAAUGGUGACCUGCUGGCGCUGUACAACCCCAAAAGGAAGGAGUUCGGCUUCCAUCACUUCGAUAACCGUCUCGAGUGUGACGGUAACUGUUAUCAACUGCUCCCCAACCAGAACUUUCCGUACUAUGAGGUGGGCAACCUGAAUACCCCAGGGGCAGGUGACCUGCCACCGUACGUUAGGCAGAACUACAAAGGACACCAUGAUGACAGCAAUAUGGACCGUAUCAUCAUCAGUCUUCACCCCAGAUUGGUGUUGGAAAAAGUCUAUGUGACCCAACACAAGGAUGUGAGUACCUUUAAUCGCCAGAACACCUAUCGGAUCAGUAGGGGUUUGGUCAGGCUCAUCCGUAAUCUGGAACUGGAGGAGCUGCUAAAGCAAGCUGGGUACCCCAUAACCAUUAUGUUAGUCAAAUCAGUCAAGCGGCAAGAGACUCCAGCUCGAAGCCACACCACCGUUUGUCAACCAGCUGUCAGCCAACCUGACUGGGUCAACAUCAAGAGGCCCUCUGCUGUGAGUCCCAGGCCAACACCAUCAAGGGAGUCUGUGAUUGACAUGCCACAUGACUUAAUGCUUCGUGAGAGCAAAAUAAAUCAUGUGUCUCGGCGGGAGAGGCGAUGCUGUGUCAUUCUGUAGACUGGGCCAAAGAGAGUCAAAAGGGUUUAUCUUACAGGACGAAUGGGGGAAAAAACGUGGACAAAAUGUAUUACAGUGCUCCUGUAAGUAGGUCUACAGUGCAACACUAUUAUAAUUACUCAGUCACUUUUAACCCUAAGUCACUUUUUAAACAAUUAUUUAGAAUAAAGUCAUUUUUUAAUUAAAAAUAAUUUAUUUCAACAUACAAUGACUUCUUAAUAUGUGUAGAUUUCUUAUAGAUUAUAAUCAACCUCUAUACUUCUAGAGAAAACUACAAUACAGCCCAAUGGCAGCCCAGUUACCUGGUUUGGAACAGAAUACAGAACCUGUUCCUGGUUUGGAACAGAAUACAGAACCUGUUCCAGGUUUGGAACAGAAUACAGAACCUGUUCCAGGUUUGGAACAGAAUACAGAACCUGUUCCAGGUUUGGAACAGAAUACAGAACCUGGUCCAGGUUUGGAACAGAAUACAGAACUGCAGAUUGCCCUUUAAUAAUCGUAAUUCUCUUUCACUAAUGCAACUGUACAUAAUUGAUUUUCUGUAAAAACCAAGGCCAAUAGUUUAUCAUUUCCCACAGUGUUGUAACAGCUCUGUUCUAAUUGGUUAAACAGCUUCUUGUUUAGAUUCAACUGACUACGGGCUCUUCAAUUCGUAUUGUGGAUGUUCAGCGUUACAGCGUGAUAGAAAUAUUCCGGCAAAUUUCAGUGGCGACUGCGCAGUCACGGUAAACGCUGCAUAUGUCGUCUCAAUGGGAAAUUACCUUUACAUUUCUGUCUCGCAAUCUGUAACGCUUCAGCGACACAGUUUGAAUAGAGCCCUACAGUAAAUUGUUUCCGAUAAAAAGCGGGAAAAAGUACGACCAUCUUUAACCACAAACCGAUACCACACCUUAUAGUUAAAACGUUUGUGAAAUUAGAAAGAGAUGAGUAAAGUGGUUUUACAAGCGGGUAACUGGUAUAAACUGGUAUAAACUGUCAAAGUAGACUCAUUAUGAAGCGUUCAUUCAGAAUGUGAAUUUGUUAUAAAUCAUAAACUGUUGAUAAAAGGGAAUAAGUCAACAUUUGUGGAUUAGCGAUCAAAGAAAGCAUACAUUAAAUCAACCCAUCUAUUUCCCACUCUUUAUUCUCUAUUUGCUUUAAGAUUGCACUGAGAUUGACCAAUCAGAAUAUACUGUAGUUCAUUGAUUAUGCUUGUGUUAUAGUUCCCAGGUGUGGGACGCUAUUGGCAGAUAUGUACCCCUAGAACAGGAUUAAUGAAGAGAAAGAGAGAAUUAGCUUCUUUAACUUGGUUUCUGUUCCAAUGUAUUUAUUAAAGUUUCUCAUAUUCAAAAUGUAUGUUUUAUUCAAAAUCAUCUCAUUACAAUGUACAUUGUAGAAAAUGACCCGUUCACAUUCAUUUAAAUAGAUUCACACAUUUAUUCUCAUAUCAAUUGAAAUCCCUUUUUCUCAAGCAGUAGUUUAUAACUACUGUGUAUCUUUGUGUGUGUCACACCAGCUGUGAUUUAGGUCAAAGUUCACUGAUUACAGUCAAAGAUGGUCUAUUUAUAGACGGUUUACACUAUACACUCUGUUAGUGUCAUAAAGGUGGUCAGUCUCGAUUUCUCAAAUCACAUUGUUUCAUAAUAACCUCAUCUCCCACUCAGUUUUUAUUGAAUAUAUAGUUUAAUGUCACCACAAACGGGACUAGAAACGUGUACAGUAACAGCCAACUGGCCAUUUCAUC